UAUUACUGUCGUUCAAGCUCUGUGCCAUAACCAAAAUGGGCAUCUUCACUCGUCGGCGGGAAGAGCCUGUUCCCGGGCAGACCGCUCCCGUUGAAACCGUCACCGAGACCAAGCAGCCUACCCAACGACGAGGCCUAUUUGGAAACUUUGGAAACCGCCAAACCAAAGGGAAUCAUGAGCCCUAUGUCCUGGCCUACUCUCGCAGACCGACAUUUGGACAGUGGCUCAAGUGCACAUGGCUUGACAUCCUCACUAUGGUUAUCAUGGGUGCCAUUGGCCUCGGGGUCUACGAAGCGCAUCCAGCGCCAACUCGAUCCUUCCCUAUUGAAUUCCGCGACGGCGAGAUAGUUUACCCCGAAUUCUCCUACCCCCUCCGGAAGAACAUCAUCCCCAUUUACGCCGCCGCGCUGAUGGCAGCCCUGAUCCCGAUCUUCAUCAUCCUCUGCAUGCAAGUCCGCAUCCGGUCUUUCUGGGAUGUCAACAACGCCAUCAUCGGGCUCCUCUACUCCCUAAUCUCCGCCGCCGUCUUCCAAGUCUUCUUAAAAUGGUUAAUCGGCGGCCUACGCCCUCACUUCCUCGCCGUAUGCAAGCCUCAGAUCCCCGAAGGCACCAACACUGGCACAGGCUACAAGCAGAUCAUGUACACGGACGCCAUCUGCACCGGCGACCGCGACCAGAUCGACGACAGUCUCGAGUCCUUCCCAUCAGGCCACUCCACGGCCGCCUUCGCGGGCUUCAUCUUCCUCUACCUCUACCUCAACGCCAAGCUCAAGGUCUUCGCCAACCACCACCCCGCGAUGUGGAAAUUAAUCGCCAUCUACGCCCCCGUCCUGGCCGCGACCCUCAUCGCUGGCUCCCUCACCAUCGACGAGUUUCACAACUGGUACGACUGCGUCGCCGGUGCCAUCAUCGGGACCAUGUUCGCCUUCAGCUCGUACAGAAUGGUGUAUGCAUCCGUCUGGGAUUUCAGAUUCAACCACAUCCCGCUGAACCGAAAUGUGCCUUUCGGAUAUGGGGCGGGCGAGAUGGAAGGCGGCGAGGCUGUGUUCACGCGCAAGGUGGGAUGGGGAGUCGAGGGCGCGGGGAUGGGAGGUGCGCCGUUUGAUGCCUCUGCGCUUGGAGGGAUGGGGAUGGGAGGUGGACUUACGGGAAGGCACUCGCAAGGCGGGGUGAUGACAGAGGGAUAUGCGCAUAAUGGGCAUAAUGGAGUCAUGGGUGGGAACCAUGCUGGUGGUGUGAUGGGACAUACCCAGCAUGGCGUUCCUGGUGCUCACACAGGCCACAAUGGUGUCCCGGGUGCUCGCGUUGCGGAGCCUUCUAUUGCGCGCCGCCCAGUUGGGGAUAGUAUUGUUUGAUG
Molecule: messenger RNA, 1357 nt
Organism: Pseudogymnoascus verrucosus
Lineage: Eukaryota; Fungi; Ascomycota; Leotiomycetes; Thelebolales; Thelebolaceae
Exons: 2
Coding region: 36-1355 (439 amino acids)
Biological process (GO): phospholipid metabolic process
Molecular function (GO): phosphatidate phosphatase activity
Source: RefSeq, a predicted model, not a curated record